Messenger RNA from Centruroides sculpturatus (bark scorpion), 6874 nucleotides. Its product is annotated as carboxypeptidase D-like. The transcript has 26 exons. NCBI's taxonomy places the organism in Eukaryota, Metazoa, Arthropoda, Arachnida, Scorpiones, Buthidae. The record is from RefSeq and is a predicted model, not a curated record. Gene Ontology annotation, molecular function: zinc ion binding; metallocarboxypeptidase activity. The coding region runs from base 22 to 5469 and encodes 1815 amino acids. Gene Ontology annotation, biological process: proteolysis.
UAUAAAUUCAAAACAGGAGGAAUGCAAGAUUUUAAUUAUGUGUACAGCAACUGUUUUGAGAUAACUCUGGAAUUGUCCUGCUGUAAAUAUCCAUUUGCUGAAAAAUUAGCUUCUGAAUGGGAAAAUAACAAGAAUGCUCUUCUCUCUUAUAUGGAAAAGAUUCAUAUGGGAGUAAAAGGAAUUGUAACAGACUCCAAAACAGGAAAAGGCAUCGAAAGAGCAUUUGUAAUGGUAGAUGGUAUUGAUCACAACAUCACUACGACAGAAAGGGGAGAAUUCUGGCGUUUACUUCUUCCUGGUUCCUAUGUUAUAACAAUUCAAGCUUAUAGUUAUCGUUUUCAAAAGAAGAGAGUAACUGUUGAAGAAGGAGUUGUGUCUCAAUUGAAUUUUUCUAUGGAGAGUGAUUUGAUAAAUAAAUCAAAUUCUGCAGUAAAUGAUGAUAAUCCAAUAUUUACUACCACCAUUAACACAAAUUCUUCAGAAUUUACAACACCGAUAAUUCAGAAUAAUACACUAGUAAUUGAUGAUGAUUUUAUAAAUCCUCCCAAAUUUCAAUAUCAUAACUAUACUGAAUUGGUAGAAUUUUUAAAUAAUAUUUCAAAAAAUUUUCCUCACAUCACAAGACUCUAUAGUAUUGGUUUAUCUGUAGAAGGAAGAGAAUUAUUUGUGUUGGAAAUCACAGAUAACCCUGGAAUGCAUGAACCAGGUAAAACUAUUAGUUAUCGUUUUCAAAAGAAGAGAGUAACUGUUGAAGAAGGAGUUGUGUCUCAAUUGAAUUUUUCUAUGGAGAGUGAUUUGAUAAAUAAAUCAAAUUCUGCAGUAAAUGAUGAUAAUCCAAUAUUUACUACCACCAUUAACACAAAUUCUUCAGAAUUUACAACACCGAUAAUUCAGAAUAAUACACUAGUAAUUGAUGAUGAUUUUAUAAAUCCUCCCAAAUUUCAAUAUCAUAACUAUACUGAAUUGGUAGAAUUUUUAAAUAAUAUUUCAAAAAAUUUUCCUCACAUCACAAGACUCUAUAGUAUUGGUUUAUCUGUAGAAGGAAGAGAAUUAUUUGUGUUGGAAAUCACAGAUAACCCUGGAAUGCAUGAACCAGGAGAACCUGAGUUUAAAUAUGUUGCAAAUAUGCACGGAAAUGAAGUGGUUGGAAGGGAAAUGCUACUUUUACUUGCUAAAUUACUUACGGAAGGGUAUCAGCGAAUUCCACGAAUUACUUCCUUGGUUGAUAAUACUAGAAUUCACAUCCUCCCAACUAUGAAUCCUGAUGGUUAUGAAAAAGCUAAAGAAGGUGAUUUUGAUGGAACUGUGGGCAGAGAAAACAGCCAUGGUGUCGACUUGAAUCGAAAUUUUCCAGAUCAGUUUCAUUUAACUUUAAUUAAUAAAAAACAGGAACCUGAAACUGUAGCAGUUAUGACAUGGAUUAAAAGCUAUCCUUUUGUGUUGUCAGCAAAUUUGCAUGGUGGUUCAUUAGUGGCAAAUUAUCCUUAUGAUGACAAUCCAACAAAUACAGAUAAAGUUUAUAGUAAAAGUCCUGAUGAUAAAGUUUUUAUAGAACUUGCAUCUGCAUUUUCAAAUAAUCAUCUUACAAUGCAUCUUGGAAAAUCUUGUAGUCAAUAUGGAUUAUUGGGAGAAAGGUUUGAAAAUGGAAUUACGAAUGGAGCUGCAUGGUAUAGUGUUCCAGAACUCCAAGAUUCAUACAUCCAAACAUUAGAAUACAUUUUAGAGAGUACCAGUUUCAUUACCAAGAUUUUUGAUAAAUAUUGUAGAAAUAAAGUAUGUAAUCAAGAAUGCAUUUCGUUUUUAUACUUUUAUCUGAAGAUUUCAUGGAAAAUUAUUCCAUUGUCAAAAUUCACAAAUAAUUAUAUUGCUUUGUUCAUAAUAUUAUCAGUAUUUAUCUUGCAAACAUUUGUUCAUACAGGUGUUCAUGGAUUUGUUUUUAAUGAAUAUGGUACUCCAUUGUCAAAUGCAACAAUUCAAGUUGAAGGUAUAAAUCAUGAUGUGAUUACUGCUCAGGAUGGUGAUUAUUGGCGCCUCUUAGCACCUGGAACAUAUACUUUGAAAGCUAAACAUUUUGGAUUUUCUUCUUGGGAGAAAAAAGUUACCAUUAUUAAAAAUAAGGGAAUCCAAGUGAAUUUUACAAUUGAAACCAAUAUUCCUUCUUGGUCAAAAAGUAAUGACUUUGGAAUAACCGAAAAUAUACAAGAAAAAUAUCUAGAUAAUGAUGAAUUGCAUUCUGUUAUGAGAACAAUUGCAAUGGAUAAUGAAGAUAUUGUGAGAAGUGUAAUUAAUAAUGGAUCUAAUAAUAUAAUUGUACACUGCCUUGUAUUUUCUUCUCAGGUGUGUUUUAAUAUUUUGUUUGCAAUCAUGUUUUCUAAAUUAUUUUCUUCUUGGGAGAAAAAAGUUACCAUUAUUAAAAAUAAGGGAAUCCAAGUGAAUUUUACAAUUGAAACCAAUAUUCCUUCUUGGUCAAAAAGUAAUGACUUUGGAAUAACCGAAAAUAUACAAGAAAAAUAUCUAGAUAAUGAUGAAUUGCAUUCUGUUAUGAGAACAAUUGCAAUGGAUAAUGAAGAUAUUGUGAGAAGUGUAAUUAAUAAUGGAUCUAAUAAUAUAAUUGUACACUGCCUUGUAUUUUCUUCUCAGGAACAUAAAUUCGACAUUCCUAAGAUAGCGUUAAUAGGAGGAUUGCAUGGAGAUCAGCCUGUGGGUCGUGAAAUGUUGCUGAGGCUGAUUCGUCAUCUUCUCAGAGGUUAUAGAAUGGGUGAUAAAAGAAUAAAAAAUUUACUGGAAACAGUUUCAAUACAUAUUUUUCCAAGUAUUGAUGAUAAAGGAUUUACUGUGUCAGUUCCUGGAGAAUGCAGAAGUACUUCUGAUUCAGCUUUAGAUAUUUCAAAUAAAUUUAGUAAGGAAUAUGAUCAAAUGUUUGCUUCUGUUGAAAUUUUGAAGGGAUAUCUGGAUGCUUACCAGUACACCAGUCUUCUUUCUAUAGAAAGCAAUGGUUUAUCUAUUCAAUCUCCAACCCUACCUAUUGAGAAGGGUCUACAUGAGCUCCUUAAAGGCCAUUUGAAAGAUUAUAACUACGCCGUUUCGAACACGCGGGAACUCAUCACUAAAUUGCAGAAUAUCGCUCUGAAGGAUCAGGAAUUUAUUACAGUUCUCGACUUUGAAGCUAUGUAUCCUUCCAUUAAAUUGGAACCGUGCUUCUGUGCCCUUAGAGAUUUCCUUUUCCAAGCCUCUCCACCUGGAUACCACAAGCAGGUGUUGGAGCUGGCCCACCUUAUGUGCUACACCUCAUUCUUCACCUUCAACCAACGAAUCUAUCUUCAAGAAAGGGGAGUACCUAUGGGUAGCCCCCUCUCUGGAGACCUCUGCGAAUUAAUUGUAAGAAAACUGGAUAACCAAGUAUUACAGUCCUUCAACGCGGAAAUCGUUCUCUAUAUGCACUAUGUUGAUGACAUUCUUAUCAUUUGGAAGUCCAAGCUGGAUCUGAACACCGUUCUUCAGAUUGUGAACAACAACCCUUUUGGACUUAAGCUUAAAUUAGACCAGCAGGAUGACAGGAUGGCCCACUUCCUGGACCUCAAUAUCCUCUUGGAUCAUGGCUGCAUAGCUACUAGUGUGUUCCAUAAGCCUAAUCUUCAAUCUUUCUUUAUCCCUGCAACCUCGAAUGACCCCUUUACUUACAAAAUGUCCGCUUUCAGGGCUCUUAUCCGCAGAGCUUUUACCCAUUGCUCUAGCAUUAACGACGCGCUACGAGAAAUCCAACGCAUCAAGCGCAUCGCCGCAGCCCACAGUUUCAGCAUUAAAUUCUUACAUUCUACUAAUUCAGGAAUUAGAGGCCAACUAUUUGAUCAAUCAGGAAUUAUUAUAAAGGACUUUCAAGUGAAUUUUCAUAGGAAAGACAUUCGUAUUAAUACAGAUUCAGAAAGAGGAAUGUUUGGGGCAUUGCUUCCUGUUGGAAAAUAUACAAUUUAUGUUACUGCUCCCGGAUAUGAAAUUAAGACCAUUUUUAUUGAAGUAGCCAAUAAACAACUAGUGAAAUUAAGUAUUAUUCUAGAUCCUUUAGAAGCAAAACUGGAAUAUCAUAAUUAUUCAGAAUUAGUCAAUGUAAUGCAUAGUUUAUCAUCAUUAAAUCCUUCUAUAACAAAUAUUUACAGUAUUGGACAAACUAAGCAGAAAAGGGAUAUAUGGGUUCUGGAAAUUGGCACACCACCGCAAAAGCAUUUACUGGGACGACCUGAAAUUAUGUAUAGUGCUGGUCUGCAUGGAAAUGAAAUCAUUACAACUGAAUUACUUCUACAGUUUGCCACUUUCAUUUUGAUGCAUUAUGGUAAAGAUACAACUAUUACAAAUUUAGUGAAAUCUACAAGAAUCCAUAUUGCUCCUUUGUUAAAUCCAGAUGGAGCAGUAGCAGCAAUACGAAACAAUUGCUAUAGCAAAAUGGGAAUGUUAAAUAGUAAUGGCAUUGAUCUGGAUACUACAUUUUUUGAUUCAAGAGAAGUUAUCAUCCAAAGUGAAACAGAAGCAAUUAAACAAUGGAUAAAGAAUGUACCCUUUUUAUUAUCUGUGUCAUUGUUUUCGGGCAAUUUGGUCACUGCUUAUCCAUUUCGGAAAGAUAAAGAAAAGCAGUUAACAGUAAUUGAGAGAUCUAUAUUCCAUCAGUUAGCCUCUACCUAUGCAAAAACACAUGUAAGGAUGCAUUUUGGAAAUACGUCUUGCAGAAAUUCAGAAACUUUUCCAAAUGGAGUUACUUCUGCUGCUAACUUACAUCCACAUAAUGGAAGUUUUCUGGACUACAUGUAUGAAAAGGCCCGUAUUUAUGGAUUAGAAGUGUAUGUAGACUGUUGUGGAUCAACUGAUUCUUCUAAUUUAUAUAAGAUAUGGAGUGAGCAUAAACCAGCAUUGAUAGAAAUGUUAAACCAAGCACACAGAGGCAUUCACGGUUUCAUAAAUGCAAAAAUUGGAAUUUCUAUUUCUGGAGCCACUAUUUCCAUCGAGGGAGUAAAUGACUCCACCAUCUACAGCAAUAAAUACGGAGAUUAUUGGUAUCCUCUCGGAGAAGGAGAAUACACAAUUACGGUGAAAUCCGAAGGCUAUUUUCCUGUCACAAAGGUGGUAAAGGUUUAUUCGGGAAGAGCAAUGAGGGUCGAUUUUGUGCUGGAAGAAAAUUCUCGGAUUGCUGGAAUUCCUCGUCAUGUGUUUGUCAUUGCCACAGGCACUGUGGUCCUGCUGCUCAUGGUUGGCACCCUGUGCGUGUAUGGUCUGAUUAUCCCGAAGAGGACGAGAAGUUAUAAAUUUCACAGACUGGAUGGUAGUUCUGGUCUGUUCGACGAGGAAGGGAAAGACGAUCUUGAUCCCGCUUCUAGAAAAUUCCUUUUGAGGGGAAGUGAAUACCGUGACGACAGCAGUUCCGAAGAUGAACUGUACAACACUUAUAGAUGGCAAAACAAAAAGAGGAAAUCCAAAUCAUGAAAAACUGCUUUUCAAUUCAAAAGUAUUAUGCAGCAAGUGGAAUAACUAAAUUUUAUAUGAAAAACCAUAUCAAAUUUUUAAUCAGCCAUAAACAAAACAAAACUGUAUAAUGAGAAUUCUGAAUUGAUUAUUUAAACUAUUAUAUGACUAAUCCUAACAGAAAAGUUCUUACACAGUAACUGAUGAAAUGCAUCAAUCUUCAAAAGUCUUGUUAAGAAAUACUCAAUCAAAAUGAAUUUCAACCAUUGUCUGGGAAAGAUUAUGUGAAGAAUGCAAAAGGAGCAUAAUUCUAUCUAGUCAAUAUAAGCUCAAUUGUUAUAAAAGUAAUUUUUAACGUAUUUAACAAAAAUUUAAUAUAUUAAAUCACUUUUAUAUUAUAUUGAUGUCAUAAGCAUAUGAGAAAAGAUCAUCUCUUGGGCAAUUAUAUAAAUUUAAUAUCAGACAAAAAUAGUUUUAUGUUUACUAGCAAUGAUGCCAUUUUCUAGGGAAGUCUAUGCAAACAAAGACAGUUUGCAAUAGCUAAUUUUCACAGAUUAAUUAAUUAAUAUAACAGAAUCCCUCUCGGGCAACCUUUUGCAAUUCUCAUAAAGCCUGUUGUUUAAGAGGAACAUUGUCAAAUAAGAGACAGAUGUGCAGUAAUACAGUAAAGAAAAACUAUAACAGUCACUUUCUCCCUCAAAAUCUUAUUGCACAGAUAGUCUACUAUCUAUGCACUAGUAUAUAAUCAAUUAACUACAGUGGGUGAUCAGUUAACAAUCACUUUUGCAAAAGAUUUUUAUGUUCAGACAACGAACACCUCACAGAAACACAAGAAGAAGCAUCAUAAAAUAAUGAAUACCGAGUGGUUUUACCUUGUCUUCAGGCAGCAAUUCAGAACUUUUCGGAGCACAGGAAAUGUUGACAUUGAUGCUCAACCAAGUGUAUACUGAUUGGAUAGUAUUCCUCCAAACUUUGAAAUGCUCCCUUGUAAUUCCAACUUUUUAUUUUCUUACAGAAACAAUUCUUUUAUAGUAUUCUCAAAACUGUCAGGCAGGCACUCAUUAAAUUUUGCAUCUGUUUUUAUUUUCAAAAGGUGAAAGUAUAAUUGUAAAAUAUAGAGAGUGGGCAGAUGUCUGAUGCUGCUGAGCAGUAUGGCUCGAACAGUCUACAGUAGGCCAUACUUCAAUCUUAUCUAAGAAAUGCAUUAUCAAGAAGACUCAAGCAACUAAAGGAGUAACAAAAAUCACAUCUGAGAAAUAAAGAACAUUGAAGAGCUUAUAAAGGAAACUAAUCUGACAAUAGAAGAACACCAAGAAACUUGGCAAGAUAUGUUUUCUUCUGAAAAAGAGGAUUAAUGCCAAUAUCUACUAUUAAAAAUCAUUUGAGGAAGUGGGAGGAUGUCAGAACAAUGGUCUUAGAAUGGCAU